This is a messenger RNA of Dioszegia hungarica, 804 nucleotides long. Its product is annotated as integral membrane protein DUF106-domain-containing protein. Gene Ontology annotation, biological process: protein folding in endoplasmic reticulum. The record is from RefSeq and is a predicted model, not a curated record. NCBI's taxonomy places the organism in Eukaryota, Fungi, Basidiomycota, Tremellomycetes, Tremellales, Bulleribasidiaceae. The coding region runs from base 1 to 804 and encodes 267 amino acids. The transcript is spliced from 9 exons. Gene Ontology annotation, cellular component: EMC complex; membrane.
AUGGCUAUCAAAGCAGCGCAAGAUCUCUACCUCGACCCGGCCAUCCGGGACUGGGUACUGAUACCGAUCACACUGAUUAUGAUCCUCGUCGGGGUCCUUCGGCACUACGUGACCCUCCUUCUAAACUCCGCACCAAAGAAGCAGCCCGCCGCGGUGGUCCGAGAACAACGCGCCCUGACCCGCUCCGCCCUACUCCGAUCUACCGCCCCCCUCUCUCCCCUUCCUCCCGCAACAUACCGCGCCAUAUCCUCAGACCUCUCCGAGGGGCUCAUAGCUGGUAAAUGGCUCAAGCCUCAGGCGACCUCAGAGGAGGAAGGGGAGAAGAACCCCUUUGAGGCGGCGGGGAUGGAGGGUGCUAUGGACGGGAUGAAGAAGCAGGCUGUGAUGAUGAUACCAAAUAUGGUCAUCAUGCAGUAUAUUAGCGUCUUCUUUUCUGGCUUCAUCCUCAUCAGAUUACCGUUCCCCUUGACGGCCGGCUUCAAGUCACUGCUCUCCAAAGACAUCAUCAUGCCCGACCUUGACGCUCAAUGGGUAUCCGCAUUAUCGUGGUACUUCCUGAACCUGUUCGGACUGAACGGCGUCUUCAAGCUCAUCCUCGGAUCAGAAAACGCGGCAGUAGACAUGCAGUCCAUGCAAAACAUGUCCCUCUCCGCCGCAUCCGCCAUGCCCGCCUCUGGACCCGGCGCGCCAGAUUACGCCAAGCUCUAUCGUGCGGAAGCGGAGAAUCUGGCAUUAGCAGAGGGGGUGUAUAAGUGGGUUGGGGAGGGAGUGGAGGAUCGCGUAUUGGCUAGGUAUGGGAGAUGA